Sphenostylis stenocarpa is the source of this 1308-nucleotide messenger RNA. The record is from the annotation of a GenBank genome assembly. Lineage: Eukaryota; Viridiplantae; Streptophyta; Magnoliopsida; Fabales; Fabaceae.
AUGGCUACCUCUUCUCCUCUCCAUUUACCCGAACUUCAUUUUCUCUCUCCACAAAUCACCACCAAACGCCUUAUUUCCCUCUCCAAACUCCCCUCCUCAGCUUAUUCCGCUUCCCGCCACGCUACUUCCUACGUCUCUCUCCGCGCCGCGCGAAUCAGCGCAAGCAGAGAAGAAUCAGCGUUGGCGGAGCGACUGGACGACGUCGAAUGGAGCGGAAACGGCGUCGCUGCCGCUAAUGGAAGGGGCCGAGUCGGUGCCGAUGGCAAUGGCUCCGUCGAGGGAUACGAUAACAGCGCCACUAACGGGAGUUUGGUGACGUACGGUUACGAAAACGGAAACGGCGUUGCUGCGGAGGUGGUGGUGGAGGUUGAAGCGUCCAAGCUAAGUGAGGAUGGCAGGAAGAAAAGGUUGGAGGAGAUUGGGCAAGAAGACGCGUGGUUUAAACAAAGCGGGAACGAACAAGUCGAGGUGGCAGUUGCGCCUGGGGGUCGUUGGAGCAGGUUCAAGACUUACUCUACAAUACAAAGAACCUUGGAGAUUUGGGGAUUUGUUGCGACGUUCAUCUUUAAGGCUUGGCUGAACAGCCGAAAGUUCUCUUACAAAGGAGGAAUGACUGAGGAAAAAAAAACCUUAAGGCAGAAGGCCCUUGCCAAAUGGCUGAAGGAAAGCAUCCUGAGAUUAGGUCCUACAUUCAUCAAAAUUGGCCAGCAGUUUUCCACAAGGGUUGACAUUCUUCCUCAAGAAUUUGUUGACCAGUUGUCUGAACUUCAGGAUCAAGUUCCUCCAUUCCCUUCAGAGACCUCUGUAGCUAUUGUGGAAGAAGAGCUUGGAUCUCCUUUAGGUGACAUCUUUGAUCAGUUUGACUAUGAACCAAUAGCUGCUGCAAGUCUUGGUCAGGUUCAUCGUGCAAGAUUAAAGGGACAGGAGGUUGUUGUUAAAGUGCAAAGGCCUGGUCUCAAGGGUCUUUUUGAUAUUGAUCUUAAAAACCUGAGGGUUAUUGCUGAAUAUCUUCAAAAGCUUGAUCCAAAAUCAGAUGGUGCAAAGCGGGAUUGGGUUGCUAUUUAUGACGAGUGUGCCUCUGUGUUAUAUCAGGAGAUUGAUUACACCAAGGAGGCUGCUAAUGCAGAAUUGUUUGCAAGUAACUUUAAGAACAUGGAUUAUGUGAAAGUUCCUACAAUAUACUGGGAUUAUACAACACCACAGAUUCUGACGAUGGAGUAUGUUCCAGGCAUUAAAAUCAACAAAAUACAAGCUUUAGAUCAAUUGGGUGUUGACCGCAAAAGUUUAGUUAGGAAGAUAUGCUGUUGA